Messenger RNA from Glycine soja, 1176 nucleotides. RefSeq names its product (-)-isopiperitenol/(-)-carveol dehydrogenase, mitochondrial-like. Gene Ontology annotation, molecular function: oxidoreductase activity. Lineage: Eukaryota; Viridiplantae; Streptophyta; Magnoliopsida; Fabales; Fabaceae. Bases 1 to 894 code for a protein of 297 amino acids. The record is from RefSeq and is a predicted model, not a curated record. The transcript is spliced from 3 exons.
AUGGUUUUUUUGGUGAUUGGUGUGAUGAAUUGUGUGGCUAGCAGUUUGUUUGCAGGAGGAUGGGCUAAUAAAGAAGAUAACAUAAAAUGGCUGAAACAGCAAACUCAAUCCCACAACACUGGCCAGAAAAAGUUAGCCGGCAAAGUUGCUAUAAUCACCGGCGGAGCCAGCGGCAUCGGCGAAGAGACGGCGUGCUUGUUUGCUCAACAUGGUGCAGGAAUGGUUGUGAUUGCAGACAUCCAAGAUGACUUGGGUAACCUAGUAGCAGCAUCCAUUGCCUCUCACAGGUGCAGCUAUGUCCGCUGUGACGUGACAGAGGAAGUGCAAGUCAAAAACCUCGUGGACUCCACAGUCAACGCUCACGGCCAGUUAGACAUCAUGUUCAGCAACGCGGGCAUACUCAGUUCCUCUGACCAGACAAUCCUCGACCUCAAUCUCUCCGAGUACGACCGUCUCCUCGCCGUCAAUGCGCGGGGCAUGGCGGCGUGCGUGAAGCAUGCGGCGCGGGCGAUAGUGGAGCGGCGCGUGAGGGGCAGCAUCGUGUGCACGGCGAGCGUCUCGGCGUCGCACGGCGGCCUGUGGCGCACCGACUACGUGAUGUCAAAACACGCGGUGAAGGGGCUCGUGCGCGCCGCGAGCGCGCAGCUUGGGGUGCAUGGUGUUAGGGUGAACUGCGUCUCGCCGAGUGGGUUGGCCACGCCGUUGACACGUGGCGCGCAUGCGGCGAUGGAGACGCAUGAGUUGCAGAAGCAGUACGCGCAGAGCUCUUGGUUGAAAGGUAUCGUUUUGACGCCGAAGCAUAUUGCGGAUGCGGUGCUGUUUCUUGCGUGCGGUGAUUUGGAGUUUGUAACCGGACACGAUCUUGUGGUGGACGGUUGUUUUCACGGUGCUUAGUCUGUGUUUGUUUUCUCCCUGAACAAGCUCCAAACAUACAUUCAAUUGCUGAGUUUGUGGCAAGAAAUUGGGUUAAAUUCUCAUGUAAUGCAUGUUUUGAGACAGACAAAUUUUAAGCUUGAAUUAAAGAUUAGUUUGCUCAAAAGAUCGGAAUUUGGAGGAAUACAUGGUGGUUAAGAAAAUGAUGGAUAGUAAUAAUACAUUUGCCAUCAAUUAAUGAGUGUGUUUGUUGCAUGAAUUAAAAGUUGAUUUUCAUAAGAGUAAUGUUAUAUCCUUUUACAA